Molecule: messenger RNA, 1317 nt
Organism: Paramecium tetraurelia
Lineage: Eukaryota; Ciliophora; Oligohymenophorea; Peniculida; Parameciidae
Exons: 1
Source: RefSeq, a predicted model, not a curated record
AUGGUGUAAACAAUCAGUGGAUCAUAACUUUCUUAAACUGUAGCGACAAUUGAAGUUGUUCGUCGACCUUUACAAAAACCUUUUGAGUCUUCUAAGGUGAACUAAAAUGGAUAUGAAGUUAUUAAUAAAAUCAAAGAACUUUUUAGUGAAGCUUUCUUUCAUCAUUAUGCAAUAAUUUUGACUACAAAAGAGAAUGAAUCAAUGAUAUUGCACUACCUAAAGGAAGGUUUCACUAGUUCCAUAAUUUAAAAUUAAGAAAGACAAUGCUACACAGUAAUAGAGAGGUAUGAAUCAUAACAAUUCAAAAAACUGUUCAAAGUUAAAGAACUAUAUGAUUUAAGAUAAUUAAACAAUUAAGAUUCAUUAAAAUAUGAUUUACUUAAAAAUAGUUGUAUUCAUUAUGUAAAUCAUGUUAAAGAGUAUAUAAAUUAAUAUCUCUAUGAUAUUAAUGAGCAUGCAAUUUAGAAAAUAGAAUUACCUAGUUUAAUCUCCAGUAUAAAACUUUUGAUCUAAAAAAUUUAUCAGAAUAUUAAAAAAUUAUCCAAAAAAGAGUUAUGGCCUGAAGAUUUAAAGAAAUUCACUCAAGAAAACUUUAAAAAUCCAGAAUUAUAUUAUUAAAUACUUUAUGAAGCUAUUAGAUGUGGAAAAAAUCAAAGUAAGAUGCAAAUGUUAGGUAAUUCUAUUCUAAUAGCAGUUUUUCAUCUAAUAAAUUCUAUACCUAUUAUUGGCGGAAUUUUAACAUUAAUAGCAAUUCCCUUUUCUUUAUAUUUUAUUUGGAUCUAAAGUGACGAAGGAAUUUUCCAAAAGUGUUACAAAACAUUGGCUUUGUUUUUUAUUGUUUGUUUAGGAAUGUUGCCAGAAACCAAAAUACUAAAAUAUCCUUUUGAUAUAGUUUCAGAUCUUAUUAAAAAAUAUGGCAUUAUCAAAGUUGAAAGAAGAGAAAUUGUAAUAGUUGGGAGUUGUACAUUUGCAGGAAUGAUUGGAGGAGCCGCUGUUGCUAAAUUCGCUACUCCUAUUAUUGCUACAGCGUGUGAAAGAGUUGACAUUAAAUCAUGCAUAUUAGUAAUUACAGGACUCUUAAGUGGUGGAGAACCUGCUGCAAUAUCUAGUGGAGCAUUCUUAUUAGAAGUUGGAUCAGGUUCCGCUAAAGCUGUCAUAGCCAGUGCAUCAGAUGCAGUAAUUUCCACAUCAAUAAGUGUACGAUCAGUUAUAGCUAAAAUCGGCUCUAUCAAUAUCGGUAUUGCUAUUGGUUGUGUAGUUGGGGUAGCUAUUGGUAUAGGUAUAUGUAAGUUACUGAGAUGGAUGAAAUCUGGAUGA